GCCUCAGCAGACACUUCUUCCCUGUCCUGUCGCUGAUGGGCGACCGCUCGUCUUAAAAGCCCCUGGCGACGCCUUUCCCACGCCCUACCCCUUUUUACUGCGCUGCGCACGCCCACAGCCUGCAGCUAGCUUGCGACGGGACACAUGACGACGACGCGCCCCGCCGCUACGACCGAGGAAGAGGAAGAGGAGGAGGCGGUGGUGGCCGCCUCUGCAGCGGCCAAUGCCGCGCCACCGGACGCAGACGAUCGGGAGCAGCAGAAGAAGGUUCGGGCGAGGAAGAAGAAGAAGCGUCGGAGGGCGCCGAGCGAGGAGGAGCUGGCCGCGCUGAGGUCCGUGCUCCGCUGGGCCCGCCGCGGCGAGGCGGGCGACGACGAUGCGGCGGACUGUGGUGGGCACCUGUUGCCGGCGGGGAGGCGGCGGCCGCGCGUGGCGGUGGAGCUGCAUGCGCACUCGACGCGCAGCGACGGCUCGCUCUCGCCCGCGGCGCUCGUGGAGCGCGCGCACCGCAACGGGGUGAAAGUGUUCGCGCUAACUGAUCAUGACACCAUGGCGGGUGUCGCGGAGGCGAUGGAGACUGCAAAGGAAUUUUCCAUCAGGAUCAUCCCUGCUGUUGAGAUAAGUGCAGUUUAUUCGCCUAGUAAUGGAUCAGGAGCCAAUGAACCUGUUCAUGUUCUUGCAUACUACGGUAGUUGGGGCCCUGCUAAAUCUCAGGAACUGGAGAAGGUUCUAUCUAGCAUCAGGGAGGGCCGCUAUACACGUGCCAAGGAGAUGCUAUCGAAACUUAGGAACCUCGGCAUGCCAUUGAACUUCGAAGAUGUAUCUAAUAUAGCAGGGAGUGGGGUGGCUCCAGGGCGGGUGCACGUUGCGCGUGCCAUGGUUGAAGCUGGAUAUGUUGAUAAUCUUAGGCAAGCUUUCAGCAGGUACUUGUACGAUGGAGGGCCUGCUUAUGCUACUGGUAGUGAGCCAGCUGGGGAAUCUGUUGUGCAGCUAAUAUGUAGAACUGGGGGCAUAGCUGUUUUGGCUCAUCCGUGGGCAUUGAAAAAUCCUGUUCCUGUGAUAAAGGAUUUGAAGGCUGCUGGUCUGCAUGCUAUUGAGGUCUAUCGAAGCAAUGGGAAACUAUCUGGAUUGAGUGAUCUGGCUGAUACUUAUGAGCUUCUGAAGCUCGGUGGAUCAGAUUACCAUGGACGAGAUGACAAGGAAGAACCUGAUAUAGGAAGUGUUGAUCUUCCGGUCUUGGCAUUUUUUAGAUUUCUUGAGGCAGCUCAACCAAUUUGGUGCAAUGCUAUCAAGGAAAUUUUUGCAAACGCCACUGAAAGAACUGGCUUGAAUGGCCCAAAAGGAUGUCAUCGGACUAACUCUGUAGAUGAUUUAUGUAAUACGUGCCUUUCUUCUCCAGAACUGGGGGAAACAGAUGAUUCUGAGGCUGAGGUCCUCAGGACGGAAUUUGCGGACAUUAUCCUCAGCAACAGAAGCUGCAAGACGCUUAUUGAACAGCGAGCGGAAAUCACCUCUCUUCUCCACUGACACAGUCGGGUUUGUGCAGUUUUAGACAUUGACUGAGACUCUGACAGGACAUGAUCUGGGCUCCACUUUAAUCUAUUCAUAUUCUGGAAAAAUAUAAAUUGUCCAGUGGGCAUGUGAUGAUGUUUUAUAUGAUCGAUUGAAUGGAGUGCA
This is a messenger RNA of Triticum dicoccoides, 1677 nucleotides long. Its product is annotated as 5'-3' exoribonuclease-like. The coding region runs from base 145 to 1527 and encodes 460 amino acids. The record is from RefSeq and is a predicted model, not a curated record. The transcript is spliced from 5 exons. NCBI's taxonomy places the organism in Eukaryota, Viridiplantae, Streptophyta, Magnoliopsida, Poales, Poaceae. Gene Ontology annotation, molecular function: 5'-3' RNA exonuclease activity; 5'-3' DNA exonuclease activity.